Wasmannia auropunctata (little fire ant) is the source of this 1096-nucleotide messenger RNA. RefSeq names its product high choriolytic enzyme 1. Gene Ontology annotation, molecular function: metalloendopeptidase activity; zinc ion binding. The coding region runs from base 40 to 1002 and encodes 320 amino acids. Gene Ontology annotation, biological process: proteolysis. The transcript is spliced from 5 exons. The record is from RefSeq and is a predicted model, not a curated record. Lineage: Eukaryota; Metazoa; Arthropoda; Insecta; Hymenoptera; Formicidae.
ACAAAAAUCGAGGAAGAGCUAUAAAAAUCGGUUGCGAAGAUGAAGUCGCUCGUGUGCACAUGUUUAUACUUGUCUUGCGUGCCGAUCAGUUUUGCGAUUGCAUUACCUUUAAAUAAAGCUCCCGUCAACGCGAUACACCCCAUUAUUCCUGACAUUGUUAGAACAUCGAAUCAGAAUUUAUUACGGCUCUACGAGUCGUCGCAGGAUGCGGAAGUGCGUCCCGGUUUGUUCGAAGGAGAUAUAGCUGUGACCAGCGAGUAUUUCGAUUACUGGCGCGUCGGUUUACGCUGGGACGUUUUUCCGGACAAACUGUGGGAAAAUAAGACGGUUCCUUAUGUAAUUAGCGCUCUGUACGACGCAGCGGAUUACGUGAAAAUAUAUAAAGCUGUCACAUAUAUAAAUUACAUGACAUGCAUAAAGUUCGUUCCAUGGGACGGUAAAGCCAAGGACUUCCUGCUGAUUUGGCCGAUAAUGUAUCCCAAAGGAUGCUGGUCAUUCGUGGGGAAAUUCGGUGGUGCUCAGAUACUCUCUUUGGAACCGCCGGACGAGAAGGGGCCGAACUGCUUGGAAAACGAGGGAAAGGCGAUACACGAGUUGAUGCACGCUCUCGGUAUCUUCCACGAGCACAGUCGCGCCGACAGGGACAUGUAUAUAGACAUACACUACGAGAAUAUUAUCCCUGGUAAAUUAACAUUCAGAAAUUAUGCAAUUGCAAUACAAAUUCGUAUAAUUAUAUUGCGCACAAAAAUUAAAUUACAUUUAAUUAUAUAUUUUAUUACGUUGUGUGAAAACAAUAUUUGCAUUUCUUUAUCCAUUUUUCGUAUUAGGAUUUCGAUCAAACUUCAACAAGCAAUCGCCGGAGAACGCGACGUACAGCUACGAGUACGGAUACGACAGUAUAAUGCAUUACGGAAGCCACUUCUUCAGCGCGGAUCCUACAAAACCGACUCUGACGCCGAAAACACCCGGCAUCGCGAUCGGCCAACGAAAAGCGAUGAGUAAAACCGACUGUCUGAAGCUGAACGAUCUUUACGGAUGUUUGGACAAAUCGGACCAAGCGCGAAUAUAUUACAACAUUUGCAAAACGUUAGGAUUA